GGCGCCGGAAGAGAAGCGGGUCUCUUUGGGGCCGGCCAUCUUGUGUGGUAUCGCGAGCAGGGGGCUGGGGCCUGGGCAGCAUCGGAGGAGGAUCCCGCCGAGAGGGGCCCAUCAUGCCCGGACACCUGCAAGAAGGGUUCGGCUGCGUCGUCACCAACCGCUUUGACCAGCUCUUUGACGACGAGUCGGACCCCUUCGAGGUGCUGCGGGCGGCCGAGAGCCGGAGGAAGGAGAGCGGCGGCGGCGGCGGCGGCGGGAGCCAAGGGGGCGGCGGCGGCGGGGCCCGCAGCGGGCAGGCGGCCCAGGCCAACUCCUCUGGCGGGGUUGGCAGCGGGGGCUCGGGCCAGGCUGGGGGAGGCGGCGGCAGCAGCAGCGCGGCCAAGCAGCUGCGCAGGGAGUCACAGAAAGAGCGCAAGAACCCGCUGCCCCCCUUCGCUGCCUCGCCCGGGGGCGCCGGCGACCGCAGGGAGGAGGGCAGCGGGCAGCCCGCCGCGCCGCUUAGGAAGGAAGGUAUAAGACGAAUUGGCAGACGGCCUGAUCAGCAGCAGCAGCCUCAGGGUGAAGGCAAGCCUAUUGAGAGGAGACAGGAGAGACGACCGCCUCGUGAACGCCGAUUCGAUAAACCUGCUGAAGAGAAGGGUGAAGGAGGGGAAUUUUCUGUGGAUAAACCCGUUAUUGACCGACUUGUGCGUGGUCGUGGUGGUCCAGGCGGAAGAGGUGGACGUGGUGGUCGUGGACGUGGAAUGGGCAGAGGAGAUGGCUUUGACUCCCGUGGCAAGCGUGAAUUUGACAGACAUAGUGGAAGUGAUAGAUCUUCUCUCUCACAUUCCCAUUUCAGUGGCCUAAAGCAUGAGGAUAAACGUGGUGGCAGCGGAUCACACAACUGGGGAACCGUCAAAGAUGAGCUAACUGAUUUGGAUCAGUCAAACGUGACCGAGGAAACACCAGAAGGAGAGGAACACCCACCUGCUGAUUCUGAGAAUAAAGAGAAUGAGGUGGAAGAGGUUAAGGAAGAAGGCCCAAAAGAAAUGACCUUGGAUGAAUGGAAAGCUAUUCAGAAUAAGGAUCGUGCAAAAGUUGAAUUCAACAUCCGUAAACCAAAUGAGGGUGCUGAUGGGCAAUGGAAAAAAGGAUUUGUUCUCCAUAAGUCAAAGAGUGAGGAGACAAAGGGGAUGACAGAAAUGCCGGGGAGUCCGCUGGAGUCAAAUGAGGCUCAUGCUGAAGACUCUGUAAUGGAUCAUCACUUCCGUAAACCAGCAAAUGAUAUUACGUCCCAGCUGGAGAUCAAUUUUGGAGACCUUGGUCGCCCCGGACGUGGUGGCAGAGGUGGUAGAGGUGGCCGGGGGCGUGGUGGAAGGCCCGGACGUGGAAGCAGAACUGACAAGUUGGUGAAGGAGUUUGACGUGAUCCACACACCCAAUCAGUCAAGUGCUUCUGCUCCUGAUGUAGAUGACCCAGAGGCUUUCCCAGCUCUGUCCUAAACUGGAUGUCAUAAGCCACCUCUGCCCCCUCGCUGGGCCCUCCUCUACGAGGCUUGCAUGCUUAAGGAUCCUAAACAACUAAGAAAUUUAAAAAAUGAGACUGUCAUUCAUACCAUUCACACCUAAAGACUGAAUUUUAUCUGUUUUGAAAAUGAACUUCUCUCGCUACACAGAAGCAACAAUAUGGUAGUCAGUUUUGUAUUUAGAAAUGUAAUGGUAGCAGGGAUGUUUUCAUAAUUUUUUCAGAGAUUAUGCAUUCUUCAUGGAUACUUUUUUGUAUUGCUGCUUGAAAAUAUGCGUUUCCAAACUUGAAAUAUAGGUGUGAACAGUGUGUACCA
Emys orbicularis (European pond turtle) is the source of this 1819-nucleotide messenger RNA. RefSeq names its product SERPINE1 mRNA binding protein 1 (gene SERBP1). Gene Ontology annotation, cellular component: nucleus; cytoplasm. The transcript has 10 exons. Gene Ontology annotation, molecular function: mRNA 3'-UTR binding. The coding region runs from base 114 to 1481 and encodes 455 amino acids. The record is from RefSeq and is a predicted model, not a curated record. Lineage: Eukaryota; Metazoa; Chordata; Testudines; Emydidae.